AUGGCGAUUACACCCUCUCCGUUCCUUGACCCAGGAACUUGCGCGACAGCGAACAAUCUCGGUGUCCUGCAAUUGCGCCGCGAUCAUCUCAUUCCUGCUGUCUUGACACCUGAAGCCGAUUCAGACUACCCUGAAGGCAAAGUUGAGAAUACGCGAUUCGGCUCUUUCCCCCACAGUACACUUGUUGGCCAGCCUUGGGGUACACAAAUCCUUGCGUCAAAGGUUGAUACUGGGUCGCGCGGAAAAAACAAGAAGCGCAAGAGAGACAAUAAGGAUGAAGGAGAGGGCACGCCGGUCACCGAGCCAGACGUGGAGAAGAGGGACAUUGUGAAGGCGGCGGCAGCAAGUAGUGGUUUUGCGCAUCUUAUACCGCCCACGCCGGAGACCUGGACGAUAUCGUUACCGCACCGUACGCAAGUCGUAUACACGCCCGACUACAGCUAUAUCCUGCAGAGACUGCGCGCAAGGCCAGGCGACCAUAUCAUCGAGGCCGGUGCAGGAAGUGGAAGCUUUACGCACGCAGCGAUACGAGCUGUCUACAAUGGCUACCCCGGGACACAAAAUACUGAGACUGAGACUGAAACGAAUGGGGAUGAAGAGAAUGCAGUAGGCAUGUCCAAGAAGAGGAAGCGCAAGACAAGGACUGGUGGCGUAUACAGCUUCGAAUACCACGAACCGCGCGCCGACCAAUUGAAGGUUGAGAUCAAGGAUCAUGGCCUAGAUCCAUUGGUCACAGUAACACAUCGCGACGUAUACAAUGACGGUUUCAAUCUGGACGAUGCGGCAGGCCCAGAUGCCGAUUGCGUAUUCCUUGAUCUGCCAGCACCAUGGCACGCUCUCAAACACCUUACGCGAUCGCCUCCUUCUUCUACAGCACUGAAGUCUGUCGCCUCAGACCCAUCCACACCAGCUCCCUCGGACGACCCCACGUUUCCCACUCCCGAGGCGCAACCGACGACCGCAUCUUCCUCCAAACCCUUCCGCAGUCCGCUGAACCCACGCAACGCCGUCCGCAUCUGCACAUUCUCCCCCUGCAUUGAGCAAGUCACAAAAACUGUCUCUGCCCUACGCACCCUCGGUUGGGUGGAAAUAGAUAUGGUGGAGAUACAGGCUAAGCGCCUCGACGUACGUCGGGAGCGCGUAGGUCUACAAGAAGAAGGAGUCCGUGGCGGACACGCACAUCCCGCGAACGUCCAGGAAGCGGUACAAAGGUUGAGAGAUGUAGAAGGUCGUGCGGCAGUGUUCCAUAGCAUGCAGCGCGAGAAGCAGGAAGAAGUUAUGCGGAAGGCGGAGGCGCGGAAACGGGGUGAGGCUGUGGGCGAGGGUAAUGAGGUGGGUAAGGGCAAGAAAAAGAAGAUGGAGGGUGUACCACCGAGUAAACAUGAUAGGCUUGCACAGACAAAGAAGGAGCUGGAAAGCCGGACACUCUUCAAGGAGGGUAGGCUGGUGCAUAGGACGGAGCCGGAGCUGAAGACGCAUACUUCAUACCUUGUCUUUGCCGUGUUACCACGAGAGUGGACCAAAGAAGACGAAGAGAAGGCGAAGAGAAAGUGGGGUUGA
This is a messenger RNA of Alternaria atra, 1560 nucleotides long. RefSeq lists its product as uncharacterized. Gene Ontology annotation, cellular component: nucleus; tRNA (m1A) methyltransferase complex. The coding region runs from base 1 to 1560 and encodes 519 amino acids. Lineage: Eukaryota; Fungi; Ascomycota; Dothideomycetes; Pleosporales; Pleosporaceae. The record is from RefSeq and is a predicted model, not a curated record. Gene Ontology annotation, biological process: tRNA methylation. The transcript has a single exon.